Messenger RNA from Nelumbo nucifera (sacred lotus), 1927 nucleotides. Its product is annotated as WRKY transcription factor 23. NCBI's taxonomy places the organism in Eukaryota, Viridiplantae, Streptophyta, Magnoliopsida, Proteales, Nelumbonaceae. Gene Ontology annotation, biological process: regulation of DNA-templated transcription. Gene Ontology annotation, molecular function: sequence-specific DNA binding; DNA-binding transcription factor activity. The record is from RefSeq and is a predicted model, not a curated record.
ACCUGUCUUCACAACCUUUCUCCCUCCAUGUUCACACCUUAAUAAAAACCCAACAACAUUCUUUCCCAUUUCUCAAUUAAUCUCUCGUUCCCAUGUCCCAAGACUCCCAACAAGAUUUUUGACAAGUGAGAACCAGAGAGAGAGAGAGAUCAACAGCCACACUAGCAGCAAGCAAGAGCAACUAUGCAAAGCAACAACAAUUAACCCACAAGGAGCUAUAUAGAGAUGGUGAUGAAUUAAUUUCAUCUCUUUUUGAUCGAUUAUUGGCGCACAAAGCAGAGAAAAUGGAGACAGAGAAUUCCAUUGGAGCAGCAGUUACGGCGUUUUCGGAUCAGAUUCCCACCAACUUCGCUUUAUCCAGCAUCUUCGACACGCCUUUCGGAGGUGAAAAAUGGUCUCUAGGAUUCAUGGAUUUGUUGGGAGUCCAAGAUUUUACCCCAUCCAUGUUCGAUUUACUACAGCAACCUUCGAUGCCAUCACCGCCACCCAUAGUGUCAGUCGGGGAGUACUCCUCCGAUAUAUUGAAUUUGCCUGCAACGCCCAACUCUUCUUCCAUUUCGUCAUCAUCGACUGAAGCAGCAAAUGAUGAACAGUCUAAAGCAGUGGAAGAGGAGGAGCAGGAGAAGACUAAGAACCAACUGAAAUCCAACAAGAAGAAUAAAAAACGGCAGAAAGAGCCGAGAUUUGCUUUCAUGACGAAGAGCGAGGUUGAUCAUCUGGAAGACGGGUAUAGAUGGAGAAAGUACGGGCAAAAAGCAGUAAAGAACAGCCCCUUUCCGAGGAGCUACUACCGUUGCACCACUGCCACAUGUGGUGUGAAGAAGAGAGUGGAGAGAUCGUCGGAUGAUCCGACCAUUGUCGUGACAACGUACGAAGGUCAGCACACACAUCCGAGCCCUGUAAUGCCUCGUGGAAUCUCCACCGGAAUCUCUCCGGAUUCCAGCAGCUACGCUGCGGCCUUCGCCAUGGCGCCGAUGCAAUUGACGCAACCUCAUCAUGACUUUCAAGAACAGCAGCAACCCUAUUUCCAUAACUUAUUACCACCUUCUCUCAACUAUAAUUCUAGUGUUUCUUUGGCUCCUACUUUCGUACCAGAGAGACGUUUUUUCACUUCUGCAACUUCUUUUAUCAGAGACCACGGCCUUCUUCAAGACAUAGUCCCUUCGGAUAUGAGAAGUGCUUAGGAAAAAAACAUUUCUGUUAAUUGCUGGGCAUGUAUUCCUCUCAAUUAAUUACUGACUUAUGAACAUCACCCUGAGAGCUAGAACAACUCACUUUAUUACAUAGAUAUAUUGAGCUACUAGUUUCCUGCUAAUUAGGUUCUUAGCAUUAUUUUUGUAUUUAUUUAGAUAUAUUGUUCAACAUUAAUUGGAACCUCAGGGCUUUGCAUUCUGCUUUCAUUAAUUAGAUUUGUCGGAUAUAUUUGUAUUUUUGGUUGAAGGAAUAUGCAUUGAUUUCAAUGCGAGUAUUGUAGUAAGGUUUGGUGGGUUUCAUAGGAUUAGGUCUACUGGUUGGGGUAAGUUGGUAUAAGUAGAAACUUUCCAGCUUUUAUCUUUGACCGGGAAUUCUCAUUUCUCAGACAGGAACCAUUUAUAAAAAUUUAGGAAUUUGAUCAUGUACCUGAGUCAAGGAUGGCGAUCAGUAAAACUAAUUAAAGAUCGGAUGAUUGAGAUUUGUGAAGAGAAAAUUGUUGGUUUGGGGAGUUCAUUAAUGAGUUUUUUUUUUUUUUUUCCUGAUAGAAAUGUGGAAUAAUAAGAAACUGACAGCAACCCAUUAGCUACAGUUUAUGGUCUUCUUUCCUCUUUUGGGAUUUUGAUUCAUUAAAUGAAUAGUACUCUGGUGUUUGUACACCUUGGCGUUGGGGAAUGUGGAGUGGCUCUUGAUUCAAAAGGAUGGCUCUGAUAUAUAUGCAUGGUCCAUUGCUUUA